Messenger RNA from Drosophila montana, 1157 nucleotides. RefSeq lists its product as uncharacterized. NCBI's taxonomy places the organism in Eukaryota, Metazoa, Arthropoda, Insecta, Diptera, Drosophilidae. Bases 105 to 629 code for a protein of 174 amino acids. The record is from RefSeq and is a predicted model, not a curated record. The transcript has 3 exons.
CUCGAACUAAUUUAUACAUUUCAACCCAAAAAUUCACAAAAUUGAAUAAGGAAAUUCGAAAUAAAAUUGUUUAUAGUUCUUAGAUGUUUUCUUAGUUUACGCAAAUGGAGUCGGACAAAAACAAGCUCGCAUCAAGUACUCGGCUGCUGUUCACAGUUGGCGGCUAUUUGGACACAAUGCUGAAUCAUAUACUCUGUUUCCUAGUACUGAGCGCAAUAGCUUUGUUGGUUAUCUUUGCCGUUGUCGUUGCAAUGGACGAUAUGAACAAGCUAAGGAAAAGCCAACACUUGCGCUUCGGACAGAGCGGUCUGCCGGAAAACAGCAGCGAGUCCAGCGAGACGAAAACGCCCUGCGGUCGUUGUCAUUGGCCAUCGGAUUGGUGUCGCAUUCUGUACAAUUGCGACUGGAAAGAGCCAAUAAGCAGGCAAUCGACUUCAAUACCGAACCAGGCCCAGCAACUGCAGCCAGCCGUUCCGCCGUGCUCAACCGCAGUGCUUAAUAAGUCUGACAUCAUGAAGUUUCUGGUGCACCAGCACCCACGAAAAGAUCUGGAGCAGCAGCAACAACUGCAGCCGCCUGAGGCCAACGAAGUGCUGGAGGUGCCUUUCGACUUGGAGCAACUAAGCUAAGAUCGUAAACAAAUUGCUUCUUUUUUUUGGAUAUUUUUCGGACCAAUUGCGUAUGCGGCAACCCAUCCGGUCAUUCUUGUUCAGCUAAAUUUGCUAAUGCUUGUGACGUCACUCACCAAACCGAACUGUCGGGUCGUUCCUGAUUAGUUAACACAUAUAUAUAUAUAAAUAUUACAUAUGCCACCGGGCCAAUGUCUCUCGUCAAGAUUGAGACAUAUGUUGUCCCGGGUCAACAUUUAAGCUAUAACCCCCCCAACAUUUUAUAAAUGGAUUUCCGAAUUCCCAACUAUGAGACGAGCUACAGGCAACUCUCAAAUGGCGACUAGUAUUAUUGCCUUUCCGACGCCCAGGCAUUCGUUUUUUUUUUAUUUUUAUUUUUGGCUUGAUUGACAAUGCUGAAGCUUUCUCAAUUGAAAUUCAAGGAGCAAUGACCAAGGAAUGUUGAUAAACAAGUCCGCAAUCCGCACGCAAAUUUUUAACAAAUUGACAAAUUUUAAUCGUGGAAAUACAAAAUUUUUCUGAUCCCAA